Cynoglossus semilaevis (tongue sole) is the source of this 567-nucleotide messenger RNA. Its product is annotated as phosphatidylinositol phosphatase PTPRQ-like. Gene Ontology annotation, molecular function: protein binding. The record is from RefSeq and is a predicted model, not a curated record. The annotation marks the transcript as partial. The transcript is spliced from 3 exons. Lineage: Eukaryota; Metazoa; Chordata; Actinopteri; Pleuronectiformes; Cynoglossidae.
GUUCUGCACCAGUGCUUGUAUCGACAACGAACCUGUCAUCGUCCUCUAUCGCCGUGGUGUGGCAGCGACCUCUGGAGGCCAACGGGGAAAUCACAGAGUAUACCGUUAAUCUGUCCGGUCCGGGUGGCUCGAACUCAUCACAAACUUCAAGCAACUCGGUCAUAUUUACGAACCUUUUACCAUACACACCCUACAACCUGACCAUUACGGCAGCAACGCGUAAAGGCUCUGGGCACCAGGGCCUGUUGCUGCAGCUGCACACCGACGAAGACGAACCCAUGUCUCCGCCGCGUAACCUCAUGAUAUACAACUACACGGCUGUGUCUGUAUGGCUCAGGUGGGAGCCCCCCCUGCAGCCCAGUGGUGUAAUACUGCAGUACAGCUUCCGGGUUAGAGACCUCAUCACACACAGUGUCACAUAUCAGAACUCCUCUGAUCCAUCCACCACAGCCUAUCUGUCUGGUUUCAGGCCUCAUAGCUCCUAUGAGAUAAGUGUUUACAGUUACACCAGUGUAGGCCAUGGAAAUCAGUUCAGCAGACCCGUGACCUUCACUACCAACGAGUCAG